CACCAGAAAAUAGGAGCGAUGCUGAGGAAAUUAGCUUUGAUUUUACCGAUACAGAAGAAGAAAAUGGCCCACAAGUAGAGAUUUUGACAGCUGAAUGUCCUGGUGGUAUCAAGCCUUACAGAUUUGAACCUGAGCGUUCAUCUUCAGAUGAAAAUGAGGAUAGUUCUAAUGACGACAGAAACGAAGACGAGAAUGAAGAAGACCGGUGACUUGAAGACUUGUUUUGAUUUCUGUUAUCUGAAUCUGGAUCCCAACACGGCACAUCGUCUCCUCAUUCUGUCUGAGAAGAACAGAGCGGUGAGAGGCAGUGGGAGAGAGCAGCGUUACUCUGAUCAUCCAGAGAGAUUUGAUUUCUGGUGGCAGGUGUUGUGUAAGGAGAGAGUGUGUGGACGCUGUUACUGGGAGGUGGAGUGGAGCGGUGAUGGUGUUGUGUUCAUAUCAGUCUCAUAUAAAGACAUCAGCAGGAAAGGACGGGGUGAUGAGUGUCGUUUUGGAGGCAACAAUCAGUCCUGGAGUCUGUGGUGUUCUUCUUCUCUCUCUUUCUGGCACAACAGUAUUAAGACUGAUCUCAGAGUUCCAUCACCCUCCAGAAUAGGAGUGUAUGUGGAUCACAGUGCAGGAACUCUGUCCUUCUACAGCGUCUCUGACACGAUGAAGCUCCUCCACAGAGUCCACACCACAUUCACUCAGACUCUAUACGCUGGGUUUGGGGUUCCUGGUUCUACAGUGAGAUUGUGUGAUCCAGAAUAAAAGUGUGUAGUGUUUUCUGUAAAAUUCCUGCACGUUGCCACCUUGUUGCUCAGUCGUCUGUUUCACUAGAACACAAUCCAGCUGCACAAAAACACUCAUUUUAAUAUUUAAAUUAAAACAGAUGAAUAUUUAAAAUAAUUAAAAAGGAAAUGUUAAAAAUUAACUGUCAGACAAGAAACUCGUCAAAUUUAAAAAGAAAAUGAUCUCAUGACCUUCGCAUUAUAAAGUUCUGUUUGUUUCAUAUUAAGCAGCGUCUCAUUAAAUAACUAAUAAACAGUAAUAAAGCCAGAACAGAACAACAUUUUAAACCUGUUCAGGUCACACUAUAUAAAAAUAAAACAUCACUUUUGGAAUGAAUUUGAUUUUUCUGCUUGUGUUCUAAGAUGUAAAAUCCACAUUCACUUUUUCAAAUCUGAAGUUGUUUCUAAACCCUGAGAUUUGAUUGUAAAACAUUGAACAAUAUUUAAACUCCAUUAGAACAUCCAGUACAUGAUCGGUUCAGGCUGCCGAUGUCGUGUUCAUCCCAUAUUCAGCCUGGAUGAUGAUUGGCCCGCAGAUAGAACCUUAUAAAUCCAGGUUUGUCUGUGAGUUUGGGAUUUUUAUUCAAAUAUUACAAUCAAAGCUUUGCAGGAUAAAAGAUAAGAGCACAGGAGAAUAAAGUUUCCCCCAGUGAUGGAGUUUCUGUGCUGAACUCAUUUUCCGACAGAAGCAAAUUCAACCUUUUCCUGAGAGUUUCAGCAGCUGGAUAAAUAUUGUUCAGUAUAUUAAACUGAAUUUCUUUCACUGUGGGUGAAAUUGGCCGUCUAAGAUAACUACAGUGUGUAUUUGUUAGCGUACCUCCAUCGUCAGUUAUUCUUACUUUUAUUUUUUUUUUUUUAUAUCAGGGAAUAGCUUCCAUUUUAAAAUAUUCCUAAUUCCUUUGUUAUUAUAUUUUCUUUCACCGAUUUUCAAUUCAGGCAGUUUGACCGACACCUUUGAAUAUUCAAGGGUAUUUUUUAUCGUGAAUCUUAAGGGAGGUGGAAUAGAUCUACAAAUUUGAUUAAAUUCUCUAUAGA
Molecule: messenger RNA, 1805 nt
Organism: Neoarius graeffei (lesser salmon catfish)
Lineage: Eukaryota; Metazoa; Chordata; Actinopteri; Siluriformes; Ariidae
Product: tripartite motif-containing protein 16-like
Exons: 2
Coding region: 148-750 (200 amino acids)
Molecular function (GO): protein binding
Source: RefSeq, a predicted model, not a curated record